Molecule: messenger RNA, 5281 nt
Organism: Cuculus canorus (common cuckoo)
Lineage: Eukaryota; Metazoa; Chordata; Aves; Cuculiformes; Cuculidae
Gene: CHST11
Product: carbohydrate sulfotransferase 11
Exons: 3
Coding region: 158-1210 (350 amino acids)
Biological process (GO): proteoglycan biosynthetic process; carbohydrate biosynthetic process
Cellular component (GO): membrane
Molecular function (GO): sulfotransferase activity
Source: RefSeq, a predicted model, not a curated record
CAUUAGCGCCCCCCGCGGUGCGAAGCGGGGGCGCCCGGGCAUCCUCCGGCACGGCGGCGGCUCCAUCUCUAUCCCCAUCCCGGCACCUCGGAGCGGCUUCUUCCAGCGCCAGCCCUGCGCGCUCCGCCGCUCCCCUCUGCGCCGCCCGGGCAGCGUCAUGAAGCCGGCGGUGUUGGAAGUAAUGAGGAUGAACCGGGUGUGCAGGAUGGUCUUGGUCACUUCCGUGGGUUCCUUCAUCCUCGUCAUCUUCUAUUUCCAAAGUAUGUUGCACCCAGUAAUGCGUAGAAAUCCAUUUGGGAUGGACAUUUGCUGCCGGAAAGGAUCCAGGAGCCCACUCCAGGAACUGUAUAAUCCUACCCAGUUGUCCAACACAGCAAUUCUUCAUCAGAUUAGACGAGACCAAGUGACAGAUACAUGCCGAGCAAACAGUGUAUCUAGCAGGAAGCGCCGUGUGCUGACGCCCAACGAUCUCAAACACUUGGUCGUGGACGAAGAUCAUGAAAUGAUCUAUUGCUAUGUUCCGAAAGUGGCCUGUACAAACUGGAAGAGAGUCAUGAUGGUUUUGACAGGAAGAGGCAAGUACAGCGAUCCGAUGGAAAUCCCAGCCAACGAAGCCCACGUGUCUUCAAACCUGAAGACCCUCAACCAGUACAGCAUCCCAGAGAUCAACCACCGCUUGAAAAACUACAUGAAGUUCCUCUUUGUUCGUGAGCCUUUUGAAAGACUGGUGUCAGCAUAUAGGAACAAGUUCACACAAAAGUACAACACUUCCUUCCACAAGCGAUACGGCACCAAAAUCGUGAGGCGCCAGAGGAAAAAUGCAACCCAGGAAGCUCUGCGUAAAGGUGAUGAUGUGAAAUUUGAAGAGUUUGUGGCAUAUCUCAUCGACCCGCAUACCCAAAGAGAAGAGCCCUUCAAUGAGCACUGGCAAACUGUGUACUCCCUCUGCCACCCUUGUCACAUUCACUACGACCUCAUAGGAAAAUACGAAACACUCGAAGAGGAUUCAAACUACAUCCUCCAGCUGGCGGGAGUAGGCAACUACCUGAAGUUCCCCACCUAUGCAAAGUCUACGAGAACUACUGAUGAAAUGACCACAGAGUUCUUCCAGAAUAUCAGCUCUGAGCACCAAACGCAGCUGUAUGAAGUCUACAAACUAGAUUUUUUAAUGUUCAAUUACUCAGUGCCAAGCUACCUGAAAAUGGAAUGAGGGAUGGGUCAGGGGAGAGAAAGCCUGUUUUAUUUAAGAUUUUUAUUUGUCAUAAUAAAUAUGGAGAAUGAGUUAUUUUGUAAAUUAAUAUUUUCUUUUUUUUGAAUGAUGCUGCGAGCAGCACAGUCAAAAUUAUUUAAAUCAACUGUAAGAAAGGACAGCUCUCUUUGCAGGGUAACAGGAUUGUGAUGAUCUAGUUGUAGAAAUGAAUAAUACUGCAACACUUUAAAAAAUGUUAAUUGUGGUCUGGUGAAUUUCAUUGAUCUUGCAUUCCUCCAAUUCUAAUUAAUGUUAUUUAUACUUAUUUAAAACAUAGUCUCUUGGUAGGUGUCACUUCAGCAGCAGGGAUAAGAUAACAUUUGGACAAAAGGCAUUUGGUUUUGUGCUUUCCUCAGUUGAGCUUAUCUCUGGGUAAUAAUAUCCUUCCAUUAGCUGUUGAUGCAGGUAAAUACGGGAGUGGCUCCUGACACCGCACGCUUUGAGAAGAAUGGUGAAAAUAAUUUCUUCAGAAGGUUAUAUUGCACUUAAGGGUACUAAAAAAAAAAAAAUGUCUUUCUAGCCCUGAAAAGGGAAGGUAAAACAGAUUUAGAUGGAUUCAUGAUAUCUCAAACCCAUGACUGAAAGAAAUGUGAAUGUAUUCCUUGGGAAGAGAAACCAUGAACUUUUUAUCUGGACUUAGUGAUUUUAUCAAGAAUAUGACCAGUCUUGUCUCUUAAUUCAAAGCCUGCCAGCCCAAAUGAAUGCAGAUUGGGUGAUCCAUCAGAAAAAAAUCAGCAUUUUGAAAGAGAUUUUUGAAAGCCCAAAGCAGUUGACAUUCACUUAGAUAAUAUCCAGGAUGGGAGUGGGGGGAGCUCAAUCGUCUGUUAAUCAUGCUUCCCUAACUGAUCUUAAGACGGGCAAACAAAAUUGGCUCAGAAAACACUGGUCAUGAUACGUUGCUGUAAAGGAUGUGGGCAUGUUAUUUGAAAAGUCGGAAAGUCAUCUUCAUGUUGAUCUCUGAGCAUGCAAGGCAAUAAAAAGAAGAUCUAAUCUUCUUACAUGCUGGUUUCAUGGCUUUUUCCUAAGGUGAAGGGGAAGUCAUCUUUUUUUAUUGAUGCCCAAAUACCAUUGAAAGGGAUGUUUCUAGUUUCCAGUGGGUUGGUUAUUUCAUCUAAGUGUGCUCUUCUAUGAGAUCAUGACCUUUUUAUUUUAGAUGAACAUCACAGUAGCAGUUGUUUUGUAUAUAACAGCUUGUUGGGACGGUAGAUUGUACCAGGCAUGGCAAACAAAGCAAUAGUUUUGGGCAAGCAAGUAGUAAUCUAAUCACAGCAAAUAAAUAACAAAAAAUGAGAUUUCAGUGCGGAUCUCUUAGCAAGCUCAGUGUGCAAAACUACAGGCUUCUCCAAAUGUUUGCUUUAAUUUGAUGCAGGUAAGGUCUAUCGCCAAGCAGACGGCAGGCGCCUGCCUGGGGGACGGUCUGGAGCCAACCCAUCCUGGGCCAGCAGUGCCAGCAGCCAGCUGAUGGGCAGAAGGAGGCAGAGGUUUAAGUCAAGACACUUGUGGGAACCUAAAAUCUAUUUUAAAGUUAAUUGAUAUUUAAAAUAGGAUUUUGGCUUGCCUGCGUGUCAAGCUUAUGAUCAAAUCAAACACUCCCAAAAUUAGCAAAUAUUUAAAUAAACUCAGAUAAAGGCAGAGCUCUUUCGACAAUAUUGGAGCCAGAUCCUGAAAACAUCAUAUUGUACAGUAGCCAAAUUACAUCCACUGAAUUAUAUUAGUCUCCAGGAUACAUAUGUAGUUAAAGAAGAAAAAUAGGUUCCAUCUUAUUUUAUAAAAAUAAGUCACUGAAUAGAUCUCAGUGAAGAACAAAUUAACAUAACAAACAGCAGCUGAAGUGCUUUCACAAUUGGGUUUGUUCUUAGCCUGGAUUUGGGUCAGUAUUUUUUUUUUAUCAUGCCCUACAAAUAAAUCUCUCGUCCAUUCUGGAACAGCCACAGUUUUCAUAACCCAGGUCCUGUUUAUAAGGCAGAGCGCUGACCCAGUGGCUAGUGAAGAGCUCCCUGCACCUGACGGCUCUGAAUUCCUGAGUGGUUGCUGAUUGCUGACUGGUGUUUCACUUGAAAGCAGUUUUGUCUCAUUGAGAGUAUGCGAAGCUGUUGCAAGUGCCUAUCACGGUGUGCCCUAGCCUUCUUCUGUUUGUAGUUCAAUGGUUAUAUGUUUGUUAAAAAAAAAAAAAAAAGAAACUGUCUGAGGGUAAGAUUUCCCCUCUCCCCCUCCAGUAUUUCCCACAAGUUAUUUGUGUGGUUGUUUGGUCUUGUAUCCAAUAGUGCUCAUAUUUUGGUCCAAUUUUCUCUUCAGUUAAUUCCACCAACAGAUUGUGAUGUGAUUUUUUUUCAUUUAAGCAAAAAGUUGCUUCUGAAAGUAAAUAUUUAUAAAAUGGGAUGUACUUUCCUUUCUUUUUGUACUUCUUGUCAUCACCGUAUUUUUAUCUGUUCUGAAAUCCUCUCUUUAGUUUCACUGCUUUGGAGACAAAAAAAAACCCUAUUUGACAGCUAUGACAGAAAAGCUUUAGGUGAAGAACAUGUUCAGGAGAUCUGAGGGGUGAGCACUGCUGGAGGUAGGAUUUUUAGCCGCAGCUUUGGGUUUGAUUACCCAGAUUCUGCCUCCCUGUAGAGGGCUGCCCUACAGGCAGAUGCUCAGCACUGAGAUGUCUUUUAUGUGGUCUUAAGUGGGUACUUAAAAGGCACUUGCUUUUUAAAAAUCUUGAUCCCAGACUACCACAAACUGUCCAUUUCGCUGAUGUGUCUAUUUUGGGGUGCUGUGAAUGGGCUGUAGAUUUGUGUUUAAAAUGAACCGCUGACAUGCUGGAUAUGAUCAUAUCCUGCAUAGUGAGCACAAAGCCCUCACCAGGUCAGAGGAGGACCACAAAUGUUAAGGAAUAGCCCUUUUUCUUUUUACUUUAUUGGGUGUGUUGUUUAGACUGAGCCACAAAAAUAUCUUUUCACUGCACCCACACAGGAUGGCAUUCAGGGUGGUUCCUCCUUAUCUCCGAGAUCUGGCAGCCACCAACUGCAGUGACAGGACAGCCAGGGACCUGGGUUGGUUUUACCCCUACCUCUUCACUGGGUUUCCCAGCUGGAGGAACAGAGGGGCUGGUCUGCUCCAGAGCCCCAUCUCGUUCUUAGGUUCAUUUCUGCUGCGGCCACAGCUGGUCCUGGGAGACAAAUGAACAAAAUGACAGCCACAGCUAAAUGCAAAAUACAGAAGUGUCAUUGAGGCUUUGAGAGCCACCCAGGGAGCUGCUGUUUUAGAAGGUUGUACAUUAGUUAUGGUCAAGCAGUGGUGAAAGCGGAGAGGAUGGUUCCAUUCCCCACCCCUGUCCCCAGUCCUUUCAAAGCUCCUGGGCUCAAGAAGUGGUGGUCCCCAUCUCUGAUCAGCCAGUGCCUCCCUGUCAUUUGGCAGGGCCAGCGCUGAGUCCAGCAGUGCCUGUGGCUCUUCAUCCAGCAUGAUACCCACAGCUGGACGUUCAUUCCCCACAGACGGCCCCAAGCACCUUAAUCUGGAACCCAGGCUAGAUUGGGCUCAUCUAAACAUGGUGGUGACUUCUGGGCAGUGGGAGGCCCCUCCAAACCUGACUUGGUCCAUGCUUCAGCCUCUUUGUAAACCAUGUUCAUUAUGACAUAAAUUUGCAAACUGCCUGAACAAUGCGCUGCAUAAGACAAGUAAAAUAAUCCACAAGCGGAAGUGCUUUUAGAAGUAAAUUGACCCCAGGUGUUUUAGGGUUUCACUGUAGUCUGCUGCACUUUUCAGGUACAAAAAGGGACUGUCCUUACUAUUACUCUUGUUACAGAGAGUGUUAUUUUCUUACAUGCAUGCACAAUACAAUGUGUACGAAUAAUUUAACAUCGAUGUGGGGUUGGAUUUUUUUUUUUAAACCUAUUUGUAUGCAGUAGAAGGCUUGUUGUAGAAAAGUAUCUCCUCAUACCUAAAUUUACUGUUAAUAAAGAAAAAAGCUAAAUUAUACAUUGCCAACACAAGUGUGAACUGCUCAUGAAUCUUUCCUUAAAAGAAGCCAUUCAAGCCUGAUUAUUUUUC